Molecule: messenger RNA, 2525 nt
Organism: Gastrolobium bilobum
Lineage: Eukaryota; Viridiplantae; Streptophyta; Magnoliopsida; Fabales; Fabaceae
Exons: 1
Biological process (GO): proteolysis
Molecular function (GO): zinc ion binding; nucleic acid binding; aspartic-type endopeptidase activity
Source: RefSeq, a predicted model, not a curated record
AUGGCUGCAAACAACGCUGUUGCUGAAGAAAUGGACCGACGUCUGAGGGCUAUUGAAGAUCUUGCAUUAGCACUUGGACAACAAAACGCCCAUCAGGCUAAUGCCGAGAAUACCAUUUUUAAGAGAGUGGCAUCUCAUCAUCCACCCACUUACAAAGGGACUAUCGAUCCAGUUGCUCUUGAAAAUUGGAUUCGCGACAUGGAAAAGCUGUAUGAAGUGACAAAUUGUCCCGAGAACAUGAAGAUUAGCAUUGGCUCAUUUUAUCUGAAAGAGGAGGCGGAUAGUUGGUGGUCCACGGUGAAGACGGGCUACAUAGCUGAAGAGGGAUUUAACUGGGAGAUUUUCAAGGAACGAGUCCGCAAUAGAUUCUACCCCGACGCAAUUAAGUGGCAGAAACAGGAAGAGUUUGCAAGGUUCAGGAUGGCAGGAAAGAUGACAGUGCAGGAGUACACUGACAAGUUCAUUGAGCUCUCGCGUUUUGCUUCAAAUCUUAUUCCUACGGAGAGGGACAGGGCACGUAAGUAUGAAAAAGGGCUGACAUUCAAAAUUCAGAAGUCCUUGGGAGGUAUACCAUCACAGACCUUCCAGGAAGCUUAUGAACGAGCUUUGAACAUUUUUGACAUCUUACAAACUGAAGAGGAAGUCAUGGAGAGGAACAAGAGAAAGCAAUUUGGCAGUGGUCCUCAGCAAGUUAGUGGUGAUAAGAAGCUUCGUUAUGAUAACAGGGGCAAUAAUUGGAGUGACAAACAACCACAGGGACAGAGGUAUGCUGACAGAGGUAAUUAUGGCGAGAAUCAACUCAAGAUCCAAGUUCAAGGAACAAAACCAUACUCUUGUAAAGGAUGCGGCAAGCAGGCACACCCUGGGAAGAGGUGCAAUGGAGAACUUAUAACUUGUUUUCAGUGUGGUGGCAAGGGGCACAAGGCUCACCAGUGUACUGCCAGGGGAUUCAAUCAGCAAUCAGGCUCUCAAGGAGGACAACCAAAACCAGAUGGAGGACGAAAUGGGAACAACAACCAAGGGGGUAGGAACAAUGACAAUCAGCCCCGCUACCAGCAGAACUUUCAAAAUGGAAAUAGAGGAAAUCGGCAAUAUGCCACUAUUGGAAAUCCCAACAAUGGAGCUGGAGCAGAUCGAGCAACAGGUCAGAAUGCUGCUAUUAAUCAAACCACAGGGAGUCAAGGAAGGAUCUAUGUCAUGAAUCACACUGAGGCUGCGGCAAACCCAGAUGUUAUUACAGGUACUUUCUUACUGCAGUCUGUACCUGCUUAUAUAUUGUUUGACACUGGUGCAUCGCUCUCCUUUAUUUCAUCCUCUUUUGUGGAGAAAACGAGAAUGGUACCAUCUUCUACCUUCUCAACCAAUAUUACUUUACCCUCUGGAGCUGUUGUCUCUUGCUCCAAUGUUUAUGAAAAUAUUCCGAUUAGUAUAGCUGGUUCUGAGCUACCAGCUGAUCUAGUCCAGUUUGACUUGGCGGAUUUCGAUGUUAUUUUGGGAAUGGAUUGGCUUAGCAAGUAUAGGGCUAAGCUAGAUUGUAGGGAGCAAAAGAUAUCUUUUAAGGGACCAAAGGGGAAGUACCUCUCUUAUAAAGGUGUUGUACCCAAACCUUCCAUUCAAAUAGUCUCUGCUAUGACUAUUAAGAGUUUACUUAUAAAGGGACACCCAGUUUAUUUGUGCAACGUACGCGACUUAACUCUCGAGGAGAAGAUUGAACAAAUACCCGUGGUCAAGGAGUAUGCAGAUGUUUUUCCCGAAGAGAUUCCUGGUAUGCCACCUAUUAGAGAAGUAGAGUUUGUUGUCGAUCUUAUGCCCGGUACUGCUCCGAUAUCAAAAGCGCCAUAUAGGAUGGCUCCGGCAGAAUUGAAGGAGUUAAAAACCCAACUUGAAGAACUGUUAAACAAGGGGUACAUAAGGCCGAGUGUUUCCCCGUGGGGAGCUCCAGUUUUGUUUGUGCGAAAGAAAGAUGGGAGUAUGAGGUUGUGUAUUGAUUAUAGGGACAAAUACCCAUUGCCAAGGAUUGAAGACUUGUUUGAUCAAUUGAAAGGAGCAGGUAUGUUCUCAAAGAUAGAUUUGAGGACUGGAUAUCAUCAAGUACGAAUCAAGGAAGACGACAUCCCAAAGACGGCCUUUCGUACCAGAUAUGGGCACUAUGAGUUUACGGUCAUGCCUUUUGGCUUAAAGAAUGCUCCGGCAGCUUUUAUGGAUCAGAUGAAUAGAACCUUCAAGCAAUACUUAGAUCAAUUCGUGGUGGUCUUCAUAGAUGAUAUUUUGGUGUAUUCCAUGACGAGGGAAGAGCAUGAGCAACAUCUGAGGAUUGUAUUGGAUAUUCUAAGAGAGAAUAAAUGGUAUGCAAAACUCUCAAAAUGUGAGUUUUGGCUGGAGAAGGUUGCCUUUUUGGGUCAUGUAAUAUCUCAAGAAGGAGUUUCUGUUGAUCCAGCGAAGAUUAAAGCUAUCACUGAAUGGCCUAGGCCUACAAAUAUUGCGGAAGUCAGGAGUUUUCUCGGUUUGGCAGGUUAUUAUAGAAG